Molecule: messenger RNA, 651 nt
Organism: Fibroporia radiculosa
Lineage: Eukaryota; Fungi; Basidiomycota; Agaricomycetes; Polyporales; Fibroporiaceae
Exons: 4
Coding region: 1-651 (216 amino acids)
Source: RefSeq, a predicted model, not a curated record
AUGAGCAAGCAAAGCCCCGCCAACAGAGAAGUGCGACUGGAGUUCCAAUCGCCGUCUACUCCCCGCCCAGCAAUUACCGACCAGCCCGCUCGACCAUCGGCUCGAGGUGUCCGUGAUGGGCGUAUCACGAAAAAUAAGGCAGCACCUUCCAUAUUUUUACCAUCGCCAAAGAAAUCGAAAGGUGAUCCCACGAUCAAGCUGGAUGUAGAGACGAAGCCAGGAAGGCGGGUGUUGCAUGCCACCAUCGCCCAAUAUGCGCACGAGCAUAAAUUUACGCGACACAACGGGACCAUCAGUGGUGAUGUUGUACGUUACACCAAGAACGGAUACCUUCCAAUUGUGGUUUUGUCUCGUAUAAAUUGCUUUGGUGCUGAACAAGUUCCGGGCGGCGCGGAUGGCUACGUUUAUUCCGACUCAGCAGUACUGCCAGAGGUUCAGAAAUAUCCCUCUUUCCACUUAUUUGUCCAUACCACGCAUGGCGGUACAAAUAAACAUGACGCCGCCAUAUAUCGUGGGGUAUAUUCUGCGCAGAUUACACAGACGUUAAUGCCAUCAAGCGAGAUUUUGAAGUCUACAAAAGUGGUGAGUGAGUUGGAAGUGUAUAACUACAUCAUUCUAAGCACAGCAUUUGACAGGAACGUGAGACCUUGA